GACCUUCCCAAAGCCUACCGUAUUUACUCGGGCGAUCCACUGUCUCCGGUAGGGCGCUUAUCUCCAUAAAGAGAGAAAACACCUCGAGGAGGAGGAAUAGUGUUUGACUGAUGCGGUCUGACAUGGACUGUUUGGAAAUUAGGGGUCUCGUGCACUGGGGUUAGUAAUUUUCAGCUCAUCCAACCACACCGCGUCAGGUAAACACUAUCCCUGUCCGAACUUUCCCGCCUCUGGCUGCGGGGGUUAGAGCUUGGCGGAGGUAGUGGAUUUUCCGAGUGGGUACGGCUGAUUCUUUCAAAGGAAAAAUCAAAUCAUCUUUAAGGUAAAGCGAAUCCACAGAUUCCUCCACUGGAUCGGCAGGCUAACAGGAGAGGAACCGCCCUGUAACGGAAAAGCAUGACUCCCCCAAACGUCACCCCAAUUGAAGGCCAGCUCUCUACUGGCCUCCCGGAAACCUUCUCUCACAUAACCACCCACGACCCGAUCACCAAGCAAGCCGUCUUCCACUCCUCUCGUCCAGCAUCCUGGAGAGUCUACGAUGGCAAUCAAAUGGCCUUCAACGUGGUCUACACGACCUCGGCGUUCCCGGUAGACUUGGGCAACGACGCCGACAUCAAGGCGCACGACAAGAUUAUGGAGGAGCACAAACUCGGUCUGGUGAACCAUGGAGGCACGGUCCUGCGUAUGGUGGAUUUUGCUCCUGGGUACGAGUGCAUCAUGCACAGGACGGAAUCUCUGGAUUAUGGGAUUGUGCUGGAGGGGAAGUUGGAGGCAAUGCUAGAUUCCGGCGAGAAGAGGGUUAUUAGCAGGGGCGACGUGGUGGUGCAGAGAGGGACCCUACAUGCUUGGAAGAAUGCUAGUGAGACCGAGUGGGCGCGGAUGAUUUAUGUGCUGCAGGGAUGCAAGGAGGUGGUUGUUGGUGGGGAAGCGCUUGGGGAGGAUUUGGGGAAGGGGGUGGAGGGGCUGCCAAGUAGCCGUUAGGUUAGGAUGUUGGUGAUUUGGCGGUAGGUUACUAGUGUUUGUCAACCGGUUUUUAUUUUUCCCAAUUAAAAUGUUAACUUAAGUAACUUAUCAUACU
Tuber aestivum (summer truffle) is the source of this 1078-nucleotide messenger RNA. The record is from the annotation of a GenBank genome assembly. NCBI's taxonomy places the organism in Eukaryota, Fungi, Ascomycota, Pezizomycetes, Pezizales, Tuberaceae.